Molecule: messenger RNA, 1304 nt
Organism: Rhizopus microsporus ATCC 52813
Lineage: Eukaryota; Fungi; Mucoromycota; Mucoromycetes; Mucorales; Rhizopodaceae
Exons: 4
Coding region: 435-1256 (273 amino acids)
Biological process (GO): phosphate ion transport; cellular response to phosphate starvation
Cellular component (GO): Golgi apparatus; plasma membrane; cytoplasm
Molecular function (GO): inositol hexakisphosphate binding
Source: RefSeq, a predicted model, not a curated record
CUUGCUGUUUAUUAGCGCCCUAAUCAUCUACUCUGACUUUUCACAACUAGCCUAUCCUACUGUUCCCUCAGAACUGUAUCCUCUAAUUCUAUUUAUUGCAUACAUGGUUAUUAUGCUAUGCCCAUUCAACGUGUUUUAUCUUUCUGCAAGACGAUGGUUAGGUACAACUUUGGUGCGGAUUGUCUUGUCCUAUUUCUUUGCAGUAGAAUUUAGGGAUUUCUUUAUUGCCGAUGAGCUCAACAGUUUAGCUUACUCUAUAUGGACAUCAUCAUACUUCUUUUGCGCCUACUCUGAACACUGGUCUAACCUGGAGGAAACAUGUAAUGUGCCGCAAUAUUGGAUAUCACCUAUACUAGCCUCUUUACCUCCUUGGUGGCGUUUAUUACAGUGCUUCAGACGAUACAAGGACUCCAAUGAAAAGGUGCAUCUAUUAAAUGCUGCAAAAUAUACAAGCAGUAUUCUUGCUGCCCUUGUAUCUGGGGCACGGCGUAUAUACCGUAGGUAGCUUCUAUAUUAUAAAAAAAGAUCAUGGUCUAAUAAGAACGCGUGUGUGGGUAGCAUCUAGAGGAAUGAAUAUACUUUGGGUCUGUGUAUGCAUAGUAAAUUCGUGCUAUACGACUAUUUGGGACAUAAAAAUGGACUGGGGGCUGUUUAUGUCUAACAGCAAGCACUUUCUACUUCGCGAUGAACUUGUAUUCUCUCGUUGGACAUACUAUGUAGCUGUCUCAAUCAACAUUUUGCUCAGAUUUUCAUGGACGAUCAGCACAUGGGGAUUACCCCUGAGCAGUCAGUUACUGGCUUUUCUUAUUGCUCUUUUGGAAGGAUAUCGCCGUAUUCAAUGGAAUGUUUUUAGACUAGAAAAUGAACAUUUGAACAACUGUGGUCAGUAUAGGGCUAUAAAGGAGAUUCCUCUUCCAUUUGCACUAUGUGAAACCAGCGUGGAUCAGGACCCACUGGAAAGAGUCAGUUUGAAAUCUGCUGAACCUAUUCCUAUAGCUCGCCAUCCCUCUUACCAUACCAUCAGACAAUCCUAUGACGUUGGAUCAUUUUAUGGUCGUAGAGAUUUUGAAAAUAAGCGGGAUGAAGACGUGCCUGUAGGAUCGGUUAACAGCUUGUGUAGAAAGCCCUCUACCCUUGAGCAUGUCUUGACACAUAUUCGGUCAUUAAGAGGAUCACUACAGGGCUCUGAUAAUAGUGAUGAUGAUGAAGAUGAGGAUGACAGUGAAGAUGGUAGAGACGGAGAACAUGAUUUAUAGAAUAUCAUGCACUGUAUAGAAUAUAUUUAUCCUAUAAAAAUAAACGCU